Messenger RNA from Cucumis sativus (cucumber), 3417 nucleotides. RefSeq names its product beta-galactosidase 1. Lineage: Eukaryota; Viridiplantae; Streptophyta; Magnoliopsida; Cucurbitales; Cucurbitaceae. Gene Ontology annotation, cellular component: cell wall; vacuole. The coding region runs from base 398 to 2923 and encodes 841 amino acids. The transcript has 19 exons. The record is from RefSeq and is a predicted model, not a curated record. Gene Ontology annotation, molecular function: beta-galactosidase activity; carbohydrate binding. Gene Ontology annotation, biological process: carbohydrate metabolic process.
UUUUUCACAAAAGACUACUCAUUCUCUUUAAUGCAAACACCAAAAACCCACUUCAUACAAACACACGCUCUCUAAUCUUUCUAAUAAAUUUCCCCACUAUAUAUUUUUUAUUUUCUCUUCAAAAGAAGAAAAGGUGAGGUGAGAAAUAGAAUAGAGUAGAGUUACUGUAACAAAAGGCCUCACCCAACCCAAACCCAGCUGGGUUCCUUUUGUUUUUCCUACCAUUUUCUUUUUCCCCUUCCACAAUCUCUAAUUACACAAGCAUAGAAUAAAGCGCCUACUGGGGGAAAGGAACAAGAAGAAUAACACAAAAACACCCUUCAUCUAUCUUCAUUUCCUUUGCUUCCUUCCAAGCUUUUUGAGGGUUUGGGGUUGUUCUUCUGUUUUCAUCCUGCAAAUGGAGCUGGAGAACCUCAAAAUGUGGAAUGUGAUCAUGGGUUUUUUGUGUUUCUUUGGUGUUCUUUCUGUUCAAGCCUCUGUUUCUUAUGAUUCCAAGGCUAUUAUCAUUAAUGGGCACAGGAGGAUUCUCAUUUCAGGAUCUAUUCACUAUCCAAGAAGCACUUCUGAGAUGUGGCCAGAUCUUAUUCAGAAGGCUAAGGAAGGAGGCCUAGAUGUGAUUGAGACUUAUGUCUUCUGGAAUGGCCAUGAACCUGAACCUGGCAAAUACUACUUUGAAGGGAACUAUGAUCUGGUUAGGUUUGUAAAGCUGGUGCAUCAAGCUGGGCUUUAUGUUCAUCUCAGGAUUGGUCCUUAUGUUUGUGCUGAAUGGAACUUUGGUGGGUUUCCUGUUUGGCUGAAGUACAUUCCUGGUAUCAGCUUCAGGACGGAUAAUGCCCCUUUCAAGUUCCAAAUGGAAAGAUUUACCAGGAAAAUAGUGAAUAUGAUGAAAGCAGAGAGGUUAUAUGAAUCUCAAGGUGGUCCUAUAAUUUUAUCUCAGAUUGAGAAUGAAUAUGGACCUAUGGAAUAUGAACUUGGUGCACCAGGAAAAGCGUACUCAAAAUGGGCCGCACAAAUGGCUUUGGGACUUGGUACUGGUGUCCCAUGGGUCAUGUGCAAGCAAGAUGAUGCCCCAGAUCCUAUUAUUAACACCUGCAAUGGUUUCUAUUGUGAUUAUUUCUCUCCAAACAAAGCUUACAAACCCAAGAUGUGGACUGAAGCAUGGACUGGAUGGUUUACUCAGUUUGGAGGUGCGGUUCCUCAUAGACCAGCUGAAGACAUGGCCUUUGCUGUUGCAAGGUUCAUUCAGAAGGGAGGAGCAUUAAUUAACUACUACAUGUAUCAUGGUGGAACGAAUUUUGGACGAACUGCUGGUGGUCCCUUCAUCGCUACUUCUUAUGAUUAUGAUGCUCCUAUUGAUGAAUACGGCUUAUUGAGGCAACCUAAAUGGGGUCAUCUAAAAGAUCUGAAUCGAGCAAUUAAACUUUGUGAGCCAGCUCUUGUAUCUGGAGAUCCAAUUGUGACACGACUCGGGAAUUAUCAAGAGGCCCAUGUAUUCAAAUCAAAAUCUGGUGCUUGUGCUGCGUUCCUCUCGAAUUACAACCCAAGAUCGUAUGCCACGGUGGCUUUUGGUAACAUGCACUACAACAUUCCGCCUUGGUCUAUUAGCAUUCUUCCAGACUGUAAAAAUACAGUUUUCAAUACUGCAAGGGUCGGUGCCCAAACUGCGAUAAUGAAGAUGUCCCCUGUUCCAAUGCAUGAAAGUUUCUCAUGGCAAGCAUACAAUGAAGAGCCAGCCUCUUACAAUGAGAAAGCAUUUACUACAGUGGGGUUGCUGGAACAGAUAAAUACUACAAGAGAUGCUACUGAUUACUUGUGGUACACCACAGAUGUACACAUUGAUGCUAAUGAAGGAUUUUUGAGGAGUGGGAAGUAUCCUGUUCUUACAGUCUUGUCAGCGGGCCAUGCUAUGCACGUUUUUGUCAAUGGUCAACUAGCAGGAACUGCUUAUGGAAGUUUAGACUUCCCAAAGCUAACAUUUAGCAGGGGGGUGAACUUAAGGGCAGGGAACAACAAAAUUGCACUUCUAAGUAUCGCUGUCGGUCUCCCGAAUGUGGGUCCACAUUUUGAAAUGUGGAAUGCGGGCAUUCUUGGCCCAGUUAAUCUGAAUGGUCUCGAUGAGGGCAGAAGGGACUUGACCUGGCAGAAAUGGACUUAUAAGAUUGGUUUGGAUGGAGAAGCAAUGAGUCUUCAUUCCCUCAGUGGAAGUUCAUCUGUCGAAUGGAUUCAGGGAUCUCUCGUCGCUCAGAAGCAACCACUGACAUGGUUUAAGACUACUUUCAAUGCCCCUGCUGGAAAUUCGCCCUUAGCAUUAGAUAUGGGUAGUAUGGGGAAAGGGCAAAUAUGGUUAAAUGGUCAGAGCCUCGGACGCUACUGGCCUGCUUACAAAUCAACUGGUUCUUGUGGUUCCUGUGAUUAUACUGGUACAUACAACGAGAAGAAGUGCUCAAGUAACUGCGGCGAAGCGUCUCAGAGAUGGUACCAUGUUCCCCGUUCUUGGUUAAAUCCGACAGGAAAUCUGUUGGUUGUGUUUGAAGAAUGGGGUGGAGACCCGAAUGGAAUUCAUCUAGUUAGAAGAGAUGUAGAUAGCGUAUGUGUCAAUAUCAACGAAUGGCAACCAACCCUUAUGAACUGGCAAAUGCAAUCCUCAGGAAAAGUGAACAAGCCCCUAAGGCCAAAAGCUCACCUGUCGUGUGGCCCAGGCCAAAAGAUUUCAUCGGUCAAGUUCGCAAGCUUUGGAACCCCAGAAGGUGAAUGUGGAAGUUUCAGAGAGGGAAGCUGCCACGCCCAUCAUUCAUACGACGCUUUCCAAAGGACCUGCGUCGGACAGAACUUCUGCACUGUAACAGUAGCGCCAGAGAUGUUUGGAGGCGACCCAUGUCCAAACGUGAUGAAGAAACUCUCAGUCGAAGUCAUCUGCAGCUAAUGGAUAUAUGGAAGUUCAGUUAAAUGUUGAAGUGAUAGUUUUUUUUUGGUUAAAGUUGAAAGUGAAGAAUCCAUGAAAGCAAACACAAACUCAUUCAUUUUGGCCAUUCUCCAUUGGUGAAGUUGUACAAAAUAUACGACAGACUGAUGGAAGAAAAGGUCUUGAUCAGAUUGGGAAAUAUUUGAUGUGGGGAUUUAUGUGUAAAUAGUUAGCUGUUUUUGAUUGGCAUUCUCACCAAUCACACAAUAUUAUUAUUAUAGAAAAGUUAAGGAAUGAAAUUAUUGGAGGUUUGUUUGGGUCAUGGAAGCACAUUGAGGUUAUAAUUAUUGAAUCCAUGUGCUUCUGUUGUUUACUUUUUCCUAAGUUGUUGAAAGACAAUGGAAGCUUCUUGCUUCUAGUGAACUGUAUUCUCUAAUAAUUUUUAACUUCAUGGGAAGCAAUUGUUUGUAAAGCUCUCUCUCUCUCUCUCUUUUAUGUACUCUUUUCACUUUUAA